AUGGUUAUGUUGAAAGGGGCUGAGCAUCAGGCAAAAAAGGCUCGUACAGAUAGUGCUGAAAGUGAAAGUGAAAGCGACAAGGCUUUAGUUGCAGAUGCAUUCAAGUACAAGUUUGUGAACAGCCAGAAUUUCAUUGCCAACUUUCACAGUCACAUCAAAUUUUGUUUGUCAAAGUGUCAUGAGGACAGUAGCUAUUCCCCAUAUAUUGCACUAAUUCAGAGCUCCGGCUAUGGGAAGUCCCGCCUCAUUGCAGAGAUUGCACAAGAUGUCUAUGUUUUAUAUGUGUGCUUUCGGCCACCAAAGAGCACAGGCUAUCCUCCUCGGUCAAGCAUUGCAUCCAAGAUUCUUGAGGAGAUGCCCCUCCAACAAAUUAGCUGGUUUGAGAUGUUUUUGGAAAGUGCAGUUGCUGUACUUGGUCACAUGAUUCAAGAUGGUCUGACACCUUCCGAAUGUUGGGAAAUGCAGAUGGAUUCCAGCAAAGAGAGUGAAUUUUGGGCUAAUGUUACAACUAACUUACAACGUACACUCAAGACAAGUUCUCCAACAAUGGGUAGUCUUCUUGAGCAACUAUAUAUAACCUCUGAUGUACCCAUGCUCAAAUUUAUGCUGUGUCUAGAUGAGGCACGCAUCCUGACCACAACAAUCCAUGAAGCAAAGGAACGAUCUCUAUUCAGGAUUAUUCGACGUGCUUUGCAAGAUAUCGGAUGGAAGAACUUUAUAUGUGUCAUGUUAGAUACAGCUGGUUCUCUGUCCAAUUUUGCACCAACUGAGGAACGUGACCCUUCCCUACGGCUCCUAACUACCAAGCCACUUAAGUUGCUUCCGCCAUUCAUUGAUGUUUCAACAAUGGAUGCAUUGUUCACAGGACAAGUGGAGAAUCCAACUGACAGGUUUUUCCUAGGUCGUGCCUUAUGGGCUGCACUGCUUAAUUCUGGCUUGUCAAUUAAAAAGGCAGUUGAAACUGCACAAAGAAAACUACUUGGAGGCACUGUGAGCACUAAUUUGCAGAGUAUCCUUUCUACUGCUAAAGCAGUUGAUGAACAGUUGGCCAUGGCCAUUGCUAUUAUGUCUGUAUUAAUUUCUGUGGAUAUUUCACCACAACCACAUUUAUCACAUCUGCUAGUGAGUAGCUACAUGGCUACAUGUAUUUCCAUCAAAGAAGACAGAAGCCAAAUGCUUGUGAUGUAUCCAUCUGAGCCUAUCCUUGCUGAAGCUGCUUUUAGACUUGUAGACAGUGAUGCAACACUAGUGAAGGUCCUUCAGCUGUUUGCAGCAUCAUUUCAAUGUGGGUUUGUUGAUGCCGGCCACCGUGGUGAACUUGUUGCAAGGCUUAUCCUAAUCAUUGCAUGGCGAAAAUGCAUACAAAAGAGUCGGGGCAAAGAUGGACUUUACACAAGAGAAUUAUAUCUCAAGGAGUUCUUGUCUGCCUUGUUUGGCAAUCUUGAUGCCCUAGUCACAACUAAUGAUUCUUGGAAAGAGUUGAAACUGGAUAAACUAUUACUGGAAUCCAUUCUAUGCUUUACCCAUUUCAUACAGGUAGAAUACACUCCAGACAGCAGAUUACUUGAACGACUGUUUAGACGGGGUGCAGCUGCAAUCCUGAAAUUCAACCAACCUGGUGUUGACCUUCUCAUCCCACUCAAACAACGGGAUGCUCAAUUCACAUAUGUUACAAUAUCAGUAAAGAACAGAGAUGUUUCAUGGGGAGGUGCUGAUUACACCAAAGACUCAACCUAUAAGAUGAAGCCACAGUAUAUAUUCAGAGGAAUGGAUCUUGCAAUGCUGCCAUCACUCCCGCACCUGUGUUUCUAUUGGUCCCUGCGUGACAAGAGGGAAGGAUUUCAUCGGCCUGAGUGGAUGAAGCAAGAUGAGUCUGACCAACACUUAGCUGUCUUCUCAAUGGCACCAUUUGUCUGUCUUUCUCCUGAGAUUAGAAAAGAGCUGGGUGUGAUACUAAAAGCCUAUGUUAAUCCAUUUGAUGACAUGUGGAACAGUAAGAUGGUUAUGGACAGAACGGCAAUAGUGAAAAGUUUUGUUCCGUCACGUUAUUCAUGA
Molecule: messenger RNA, 2055 nt
Organism: Paraglomus brasilianum
Lineage: Eukaryota; Fungi; Glomeromycota; Glomeromycetes; Paraglomerales; Paraglomeraceae
Source: the annotation of a GenBank genome assembly